AAGUGUACAUCUUCAUUUGGUUCUUAAUAUCUGGAUAACGAUAUUUAUUUACUCGUUAGAGUUCAGGGUGAAAGUGAAAAAAGUUAUGGGUUCAGAAGUUUUUUAUCUAUUUAUUUAAUUUUUUUAUUUAGAUAAAUAAAUUAUUCGGUGGAUUUUUAUUAUUUUGUGUAGUUUAAUUUAUUUAAUUUACCUGUGCCAAAAAGUGUGAUGAUACUUAAAAGAAAUUAUUAAGAAAUGUACUUACGACUUGGACUCACGUAUUUAAUCCUCUUUACAUAUAUAACAAAUGUAACAUCAAUACGUACAAAUGGACGUACAUUACCACCACGUCGUAACAAUCGUCGAGCAAUACCAAGUGAAUUCCUGACACCACCCGCUCCACCGUUGCCUCUAAACCGAUCACCGAAUGCAUUUAGGCACGGUAAAUUAUUGGGCUCUCAGCCGCCUAAUAAUGAGUCUCCAGGCUACUUUUCACGUUUAAUGGGCUGGCUGAAUCCUUUUGGAAGGGACCUGAAACCUCCACCGCCCCAACAAGCUCCUCAUCGACCGCAGGGUAAUGCAAAUAUUCAGGCGGGAUUUCUUCUGCCUCCACCUCUGCCAAAUACUUAUGGGUCGCCUCCAGUUCCUUCGGCUCCAGUACCUCAAGCUCCCCUAAUACCUCCAUUACCUCCAUUACCAGUUCACCCAGCCCAAGUACCUCAAUAUCAAUCUCCUUGCAUAUCUAGGCCGAACCAUCAGUUACCCCAACCGCCAUCGCCUCCAACAGCUCACACUUAUUUGCCACCAUUGAACACAUUCAAUGGAAGAAGUUGCGAUCCUUGUAAUACGCUACCUUGGAUUCCCAUUCAUCAGAAUGCUGAUGCUAAACAGGCGCAUGGUGGAUCUUUAGGAAACUCAGGAUACCAGAAUGUUCAGUUACAAACUAAUUUACACAUAACACCGUCUUUGGAAAUCAAACAACCAGAUUUCGGUUACGGUCCUCCGCCAAAUUUACAGCAGCCUGCUUUAGUUUCACAACAGGGUCAAUAUUCUUCAUCUACUGGAGCAAUUCAAAAUCCUCACAUAUAUCCAGGAGCUGUUCCCCCACUAUUUAAAGCAACUGCUUUUGACGCACAUUCGGCUGACUCAGGAGUCAAUACGGAAGUAAUUCCCUAUGAAUCUGCUUCUCGUGAUAAUCAAGGGUCGAAUUCCGAACCAGGACCAGGGUCAGCUCCAGGAAAUGAAGGACAAAAACAUGAACAGAAACUCAGUCAAGGACAAAACCAAGAACCUUCUGGACCAUCAGGAAAUGCACAAUACGUUGAUGUCUUACCCCCUGGUGCUGAAGUAUCAGGAUCAGAUUCGUCUGCUUUUGACUCAAAUUCAAAUCAUCAGAUAUCUGAAGUAUCAGCAGCUGCUUCAGCCCAAAUAGAAACUUCUGAUAAACCCACUGCUCAUAAGCCUCACGUUUAUGAAACCGCAUCAGGUCAUAUCAUUCAUGUGGAAGAGUCUCCAGUCAUUGAUUUGUCGCAAGAUAAUUCUCCAGAUAUUACAUCUUCUUCAACAAACUUAGAAGCCCCAUUGAUUCUUCAGAACGCGGACGGAACCUAUGGAAUUAACGCAUCCUGGCCUAAUGGUGAUUCAUCCCGCAUUGCUUGGCCUGAAACUCAAGUCAAUCAAGAUGCAGAAUCUUCAGCCACUUCCGUAGAAGCUCAUUCUGAUGACUCAAAUGAUUCUUCACUCUUACUUCAAGCCCUCAGAAAUAAUAAUUUAAAUUUAACUGAUUCUAUAAAUAGUAACAGUAGUAGCAGUAAUAGUAUUAAUAAAAAUUAUCAAGCAGAAGCAACAACGGAGUCUUUACUCAAAGCAGUCAUCAAAUCUUACAAUAAUUUCGAGAAAGAAGUAAAUGCUUUAGAACGCCCGCGUAGUUAUAUUUAUCCUCGGGAACUAAAUCUUCAAGGGUCGACUGUUACUGUAUUUAGUCAAGAAUCGCAAGAAUUUAACGCGCCUAGACCAACUGACCAACAAUCGAAUGCCAGAAAAAAUAAGGUACAAAUAAUAAUUCCUUAUACUUCUGAUCAUAUGCCAACACCUUUUCAUACUCACCGAUCAUCGAGCGAAGAAAAAAUAUCCAGGAAUUUAGGAAGAUCGGUACUGCCGACAAAUCAUAAUCCUGUUGAUCAGGAAUUUGAAGAAAAGACAAAACAAGAAGAAGAAGAAAAAGAAAAAAAAGAAGAAGACAUUGCGGAUGUAAAUACUGAACAAGAAGAAGAACAAGAGGAAGAAUUGGAUCUAGAGGAAGUAGAAAAUUUAAAAGAAUUAUUUAAUGAUUCAUGGACGCAAAAAAAAUCAGAAGAAUCAACUGUGAAGCCGACUACGAAAGCUAAUACUUCGAUUGAUGUAAUGAGACUGCAGAAAAAUAUUGACAAUUGGACGAUACAGGAAUACUCACGUGGAACAACGGCCACCACAUCAACACCGACUUAUUCUCAUCAAUUACUUCAGUCGAAGAAAAUUCCCGAUGAAUAUUUAACCACCGAAUCUUCAACUCCUGUCUCAGAAUCUAGAGAGGUUGAGAAAGUUGGAAAUGUUUUGGCGGGAUUUAAUUACAAUGAUUUGGAGCACGAGGGCUCUGCUAGCAGCCGCGUUGAUUUUCCAAGUGUACAGAAUGACGUGUCGUCAAAUUCAUUAGAGUCAUCAGAGUCAAGUUCAAUUUCAAGUGACAUUAGUUUUAAUUCUAAUGAAGAUGCAUCUUGGGAACAACUUCCGGUCUCAAUUUCACCGUUGAGUAAUGAACGUGUAUACGUUGUUACACCACAGACUGCAUUGAAACCCGUAGCUUUUAAUACAAGUACUAAAAAUAAUUCAAUUGAAAUUGCGAAAAAUAGUACUGAGGAAUCAGUGAGCAAUUCGACGGUACAAUUUGAGUCAAUUGAGAAAUCGUAUCAAGUAUUACCACAAGCUGUCAAUAAUCUUGCUGUUGUGUCAACUGGACCUGCUACAGUACCGCUGUGGGGUAUUAUGGAGCAUGACGAGUAUGCAGGUUUUAAUAAAACUUCACCAAAAACUCUGAUUUUAUACUCAGGUCAUUCCAAGGUGUCCCAUGCAAGAAGUUAAUGAGUGUGAGGUAAUGCGUGUUUCUAUAGACUGCCAAAAUAUAAAUAUUUAUCUUACGCGUUUAGUUAUUUAAGUUUUUAUAAUUAUUCCUAGAAUUAAUAAAUAAAUUAAUAAUUAAUUUAAAAUUAAGCUCAACAAUCAAGACCGUUGACGAGACUGAUAUUUAUUAAAUUACUCUCGUCGAGUGAUACGGUCACGGCCAGUUUUGAGUCCUCAUUAAUUACAACCUGUAAUUAAUUUUUUUUUAAAUAAAUAUAAAAAACAGCGA
Messenger RNA from Microplitis demolitor, 3364 nucleotides. Its product is annotated as protein starmaker. The record is from RefSeq and is a predicted model, not a curated record. NCBI's taxonomy places the organism in Eukaryota, Metazoa, Arthropoda, Insecta, Hymenoptera, Braconidae. Bases 235 to 3096 code for a protein of 953 amino acids. The transcript is spliced from 7 exons.